Messenger RNA from Cimex lectularius (bed bug), 2094 nucleotides. RefSeq names its product translation initiation factor eIF-2B subunit epsilon (gene eIF2Bepsilon). Gene Ontology annotation, molecular function: translation initiation factor activity; guanyl-nucleotide exchange factor activity; translation initiation factor binding. NCBI's taxonomy places the organism in Eukaryota, Metazoa, Arthropoda, Insecta, Hemiptera, Cimicidae. Gene Ontology annotation, cellular component: eukaryotic translation initiation factor 2B complex. The transcript has 12 exons. The coding region runs from base 111 to 2039 and encodes 642 amino acids. The record is from RefSeq and is a predicted model, not a curated record.
UGUUUCCGGCUUGCACAAGGUUCAGGGAGGUUUAUUUGUUUUGUUGGAUGAAACGUUGAGGAUUGCACGUUUCUUUUGAUUCUGCAGUGUUCAGGACUUGUUUAGGGAUCAUGGCGAAGAAGGCCGUCAAGACGGUGGUCGAUGUGCAGAAGGAGAGCGUCGUCCAAGCUGUGAUAAUCGCCGAUUGCUACGGCAAUGAUUUUCUUCCAGUGACAGACGUGCCUUGUAUGAUGCCACUGGUAAAUCGACCUCUGCUUGACUAUACCCUGCAUUGUCUCUCAUUAGCAGGAGUGCAGGAGACUAUUAUGUUUUGCACGUUGAAUACGGACCAGAUAAAAAACUUUGUCAAGGGCAAACGGUGGGGUAGGAUGGUCGUAAAUGUUAUUGUAUCUGACGGUUGCUACUCAUUCGGAGAUGCCAUGAGGGACCUUGAUGCAAAGGCUGUGAUCAGAGGGGACUUUGUACUGCUUACCGGUGAUGUCGUAGGGAACCUUAAACUUCUACCCGUGAUCGAGCGCCACAAGCAAAUACAAAAGUUGGACAAAGGGGCUUCAAUGACACUUAUUUAUAAAGAAUGUGGGAAAAAGAUGAGGAGUGAAAACGAUCAAGCUUUUCUCGCCAUCGAUAGUAACACGGAUCGGAUUUUGUUGCACCAAAGGCAAACCGAUUUGAAAAAAAUAGGAAUAGGAGUGGAAAUUUUAUUAGAUCAAUCUGAUGUUGAUAUCAGAUGCGAUCUCCUUGAUACAAAAAUUAGCAUAUGCUCUGUAACCGUCCCACCACUUUUCUCUGACAACUUUGACUUCCAGACUAGAGAUGAUUUUGUAAAAGGGCUUCUGAUGAAUGAAGAAAUCCUUGCGAGCACAGUUUACUCUUAUAUUUUGCCAAACAAUGAGUAUGCGGCAAGUGUGACAUCCUGGCCUAAUUAUCAUUAUAUUAGCCAUGAUGUGAUACACAGAUGGACCUUCCCACUUGUUCCUGACUGUUGCAUAGAAGACUGUUAUAUCUACAAAAGGAAUAAUGUUUAUCUUCAGGAUAAAGUGACUCUUGCAAAAAAUUGCCACCUGGUGGAAGAUGUUGUGGUUGGAGAAGGGUGCGUCUUGAACGAGUGUGCAGAAAUAAGGACAUCCGUGAUAGGAAAAAGGUGUCAGAUUGGUGAAAAAGCGGUUGUUACGAAUUCUCAUUUGUUUUCCAAUGUUAACGUUCAAGAAUCGUGCGAGGUGGACUAUUGUGUCUUAGGUGAGGGCUGUAUACUGAGACCUGGUGUCAUUGUCAAAAAGUGUAUACUCGGACCUGGCGUAAUUCUAGAAAAUGGUACAACUGUUGAAAAUCUGAGGCUGCAAAGCACACCGUCCUCGGGUGAAUCUUACGGGCCAAAAGCUUUUGUUUACAAACCUGAGCAAGAAAGCUCUGACUCGGACUCAGAUGUACCCGGCGACGAAUGGAAAGGGCUUUUUAUGAAACAAAUCACUGACGUUGUAAGCGAGGAAGAAUCUCUUGACAGCGAGGACGAAUCGGAACAGGGCUCAGUCAUAUCCGAUGACACAAAUCGUACCAAUCUAUUCUACAGUGAGGUAAUCGAUUCACUUCUUAGAGGGUUUGAAGAGAAAGUGCCCUGUGACAAUCUUGUGCUCGAAGUCAAUUCGUCAAGGUACGCUUAUAACGUAACGGUCAACGAAGUCAACUAUUACGUCGUUAAAGCUGUGCUGAUGAUCAAGGACGACUUCAGCUGGGAGAUGGUCGCCUCCAAGCUCAAGUAUUUCACGCCUCUCCUUGUAAAUUACAUGAGGAAUGAAAACGCAAUGGAGGAUUGUCUCGUUGCAAUUGAGGAUGUGGCAGAAAUGUACCCCGAGUUGAGAAGUGUAGUUAUGAAGUUGAUCCAUUUGUUAUACAACAAAGACAUCCUCAGUGAGGAAUCUGUAUUGAAAUGGUACGGCAACCCACGGUCAGGUAGCGAAUCGGAAAUGGAAGUCCGCAAACGUGUGCAACCUUUUGUCAAAUGGCUCGAGGAAGCGGAGAUGUCAGAUUCUGAUGAAGAAUAAUACAGUUUCUGUUUAUUGGAUACAACAAAUAAAUUUUAUUGUUUUUAAAUAACUA